AUGAGAAUUGAAUGUAGAAAUAAAAUAAAAAUUUUAGAAUUUGAUCCAAAAGAGGAUAAUGAUAUUUAUGAAAGUUGUGAAGCUAAAGUUUCGAAAAUUGAAUUACAAUGUGAAGAAGCAUUUCAUGAAGAUAAUAAAAUAAAUAUUUAUUUUAUUAAUAUUGAAAUGAUUGCAACAUGUAAAUUAAUCUCGUCGGAAGAAUUAACGUCUUUCUCCUCUCAAAAUUUUGAAAAAAAUAAAAAUAAAGCAAAAUGUAUUGAAGAGAAUAAAUUAAAAGAAGAUUGUGAAAAUAUUCAAAGAUUUUUAGAAGCUCCAUUGGAUGAUGGGGUGCUAAAAAUUUCAAACUACUAUACAAAUCUAGGACAGCCAAGUCCAAACACUCCAACUUCAAAAGUCUCUCUACCAACAAUCACUAACAUUAAUUCCAACCCUAUAGAAAGUCAAGCAAAAACAUUUUAUUCUACCUCUUCACAAUCAAAUAAAUUAAUCCAUGACCAAUUAAAUCAACAUGGAAAUAAUUGGCAGCAAAUUUUACAGCAAAAUUCUUUGGGGGACUCUUCUUCUUGUUUAGGCCAAAUUGGCCAACAAUGUCAGCCAAAACCUUUUCCUCGAAUUCCUUCUUUCCAAGCUUCUUCAUCUCGCUCACACAACAAUUUUAGCACAGAUCAAAACCAACAAAAUAUAUUUCAUAAACAAAAUUCAUUCCAAGAAUCGUCUCACACAAUUAACAACCCUAUACAAGGACAACUAUUUGGGACAUCUUCCUCUUCCCAAAGAAUUCCUUCUGUUCAAAUACUUUCUUCAAGAAAAACAAAUAGCGAACCAAUAUUACACCUUCAACAAAUUAACCAACAACACCUUCAACAAAUUAACCAACAACACUCCCAACAACACCCCCAACAACAUUCUAUUAAUUACCCAAAUCAACAUCAACAACUCUUUACUUUAUCUAUUCCUACUCCCAAAAAUAUAUUUCCAACUAAACAACAAGCUAUUUACAAUUUUACAAACGAUUAUUUUGGAAGUAAUAGAACACCCAAUCAAAACUCACCUUUUAAUCAACAAAUUCCUUCGAGAGGGAGCACAACAAAUUUAUUUGCAAUGGGAAAUAAUCAUUAUGGAGGAUUGCCAUUAGAAUCGCCAACAAUGACUAUCAAUCAAAGAAAUAAUUUACAAUUAGAACAUCAAAUCCAAAACCCCCUCCAAAAUAAACGUCCACAAAGCAUUUCAAUAAGUUCUUCAACUAGCAAUAGUAAAAGUACCUCAACUGAUGGGGGGGAUAAAAACAAUAAGGAAAUGAUUGAAAAAAUUGUCUGUGAUUUACAAACAACAAUUCAAACAAUUAGACAUCAAAUAAACCAAAAUAAUGAGCUUUGUAAACACCUUACAGAAUUAAAAGAGAAAAGUUUACACCAAAAAACAUCACAAGAAGCAUUAAUAAAUCAGAAUGUAAACAUGAAUCGAAUGGCAGAACAUAAUACACAACACAAUUUAAUUGGAAACGUUGAGGAACAACAUUUACAACACUUUGAGGACCCAUUAUUAUUUCAUAAUGUUGGAGAACACCAUAACAAUAAUUUAUUUAAUAAUAUGGAAGAAUUACAACAGAGCAUAACAAGUAACGUUGAGGAACAACAUCUUCCUCAUCAACAAAACAUUGAAGAAAUAUUCGGAACAAGUUCAGAACCAAGCAUGUUAAACUUUGAAGAAGCAGCUCAACAGAAUAUCACGAGAAAAAGAAACGUAAACAGAAAAAGAAAAAAUUGA
Messenger RNA from Meloidogyne enterolobii, 1767 nucleotides. Lineage: Eukaryota; Metazoa; Nematoda; Chromadorea; Rhabditida; Meloidogynidae. The record is from the annotation of a GenBank genome assembly.